AGCUGCCCUCCCGUUGCUCAGAAGCCCACAUGGAAGCCCUAGCAAGUUAUUUAAGGUUUCGGAACUAUGCCAGCUUGAAAAAUGGAGAUGAUUUAAUCUCUCUAGUGGUCCCCCCACCUAGAGUAUCAGGACCUCACUUCCUGGAGAAUGGCCCAGAGGUCUCCACAGGAACUCUUUCAUGAAGCAGCCCAGCAGGGCAUCCUAGCCCAGCCCCAGCCCUGGUGGAAGAUCCAGUUGUUCAUGUGGGAACCAGUGCUGUUUGGGACCUGGGAUGGUGUGUUCACAUCCUGCAUGAUCAACAUUUUUGGGGUUGUCCUGUUCCUGAGGACCGGCUGGCUGGUGGGAAACACAGGUGUGCUCCUGGGCUUGCUCCUGGUGUCCUUCGUCGUCCUCGUGGCCCUCAUCACGGUGCUGUCUGGCAUUGGCGUCGCAGAGCAUGGCGGGAUAGGCAGCGGUGGUGUCUACUCCAUGAUCUCCUCAGUCCUUGGUGGGCAGAUGGGAGGCACCGUCGGGCUGUUGUACGUGUUUGGACAGUGUGUUGCAGGUGCCAUGUACAUCACAGGCUUCGCGGAGUCAAUCUCAGAUCUGCUGGGCCUUGGGAACAUCUGGGCUGUGCGAGGAAUUUCAGUUGCUGUACUUCUGGCUUUGCUGGGCAUCAACCUAGCAGGUGUCAAGUGGAUAAUCCGCCUCCAGCUGCUGCUGCUGUUCCUGCUGGCUGUCUCCACCCUGGACUUCGUGGUGGGUUCUUUCACCCACCUGGACCCAGAACACGGCUUCGUUGGAUACUCCCCAGAACUGCUAGAGAACAACACUCUGCCCGACUACAGCCCCGGGGAGUCUUUCUUCACUGUGUUUGGGGUGUUCUUCCCAGCAGCCACAGGAGUCAUGGCUGGCUUCAACAUGGGAGGAGACCUGAGGGAGCCUGCUGCCAGCAUACCUCUAGGCUCCCUGGCAGCGGUUGGCAUCUCGUGGUUCCUGUACAUCGUCUUCACCUUCCUGCUUGGUGCCAUCUGCACCCGAGAGGCCCUCCGCUCUGACUUCCUGAUAGCUGAAAAGGUGUCUCUGGUCGGCUUCCUCUUCCUGUUGGGCUUGUACAUCUCAUCCCUGGCCUCCUGUAUGGGGGGACUCUAUGGAGCCCCCCGGAUCCUGCAGUGCAUCGCCCAGGAGAAAGUGAUUCCCGUGCUGGCCUUUCUGGGGCAAGGGAAAGGGCCAAACAAAACACCUGUAGCAGCCAUCUGCCUGACCAGCUUGGUGACCAUGGCCUUUGUCCUUGUGGGUCAGGUGAACAUCCUGGCGCCCGUGGUCACCAUCAACUUCAUGCUCACCUACAUCGCCGUGGACUACUCUUACUUUGCCCUCUCCAUGGCUCCAUGCAGUCUCUCCCAGUCUCCCGAGCCGGUGCCCGGAGAAGGUCCAGAUGCCCUGCGCUGCUCUGAGCACCUGCUCCAGGACAAGGCUCCUAGCUAUGGUUCUGACUCCCCUGCUGGAAGCCUCUCUGAGGGCACUCUGCUGGAGUUCACCAAGGACAUGGAUCAGCUCCUCCAGCCCACAGGGAGGCUCGAGAAUGGUCAGCUUGGGUCAAGCGAGGGGAACCAGAUGCCAAAGAGGCAGAAGAGGAAGUGUAAGAAAGGCGCCAAGCGAACCCUACGCGAUAGCUUCCUCUUAGAUGGCGGGUCUCCUUCGUCCUUCCCCACAGAAGCCUCUGAUGGGUGGCCCACUGCCUCCUGGGAGGAGCAAGCAUCCUGUCAGAACCAGCAGACGGCUAGGAGUGAAUCACAUGACCAACUUGUCCCCGAGCUGUGCACCCAGCCUACAGUGAACAGAGAAGAUUUCGUUAUGAAAUGCAGACUUCAGGAACAAGAGGUCCAGAGGAGACCGAAUGCUUUCUACACUUACGUGUGUAACCCCUGGGUCUCCCUCUUAGGGGCUGUUGUAUCCCUUCUCAUCAUGUUUGUGAUCCAGUGGGUCUAUACCCUAUGUAGCAUGGGUGUUGCUGUCAUGGUGUAUUUCUACAUUGGCCAGGCCAGUCCAGGUCUUUACCUUGGCUCAGCCUCCAACUUCAGCUUUUUCCGAUGGAUGAAGUCCCUCCUGAUGCCCUCCUGCAGGAGCCUGAGGUCCACCCGGGAGCAGAUCAUCUUGGCACCAUCCCCAGCCAAGGUUGCCAUGGCAAUGACUCAGCUUACCCAGGAGAACACAGACUUUGCCACCCGAGAUCGCUACCACCAUUCCUCCCUCGUGAGUCGGGAACAGCUGAUGCCUCCCUACUAGACCCUUGCUGGACUCCUCCUUUCUAGAAGCUGCCCCGGAGAUGGGGGACCCAAAUCUCAGAACCUUUGGAAACUGCUUCUACCAAUGAGAAACCCCAAGACUGGUCUUCCCUCACAGCCUUGGAUGGCAGAAAUCACCUUCUAGUCUGAACUGGCUUGUCUCACCAGACUCUAGGUGUGGCCAUGGCUUCCACAUGUACCCAACCUGAACAGCCCACAGGCUACCAGGGUGAUCAUUUGACACCAAGACAAUCAGAUGUGGAGAACCAAAACCAGAUUUCUUAUUGUAAAGGGCACAAUAAAUACUUAUUUUAAUUUUAUUGUUUUUUUUUUAAAGUAUACACUACACUUGCAUUUGGUUCCAAGUCACAAAGUAUAAUUAUAUGCAGGAUAAAAGUCUCCUUCUUCUCAUCUGCUUGGUGCCCAUCCCCCACCACAGAGGCAACCACUUCUCACACAUACAGCAGCCAUCUCUUUACACAUAGGAAAGGGGGUUCUUAUACCUUCCUAUCCACAAAUGCAGUCUGCAUACAUGCUCCACAGCAUCUUGCCUUGGAAGCAUUUCCACGAUGGUGCUUACACAGUUUCCUCAUGAUGUUGCGAUGUCUGAAUACACCAUCGUUUAUUCAAUCAGUCUCAUGAUGACGGCAUUUUGAUUCAUUCUGAUUUUCUUGCUAUUACAGACACUUCUGCAAUGAGUCAGUCAUUAUGUUUAAACGUGUGCACAGUCGUGAAGGGUACCCGCAGAUAAGUCCUCAGAAGGAGAACGCAGGAUCAGCGGGAAUGUGCAUUUGUGGGCUGUUAGUGUUUGGAGAAGUGCUUUUUAAUUAAAGGGUCAAAUAACAGGCCAGGCAGGCAUGGUAUUCACCUGGAAUCCCAGGACUCGAGAGAUGGAGACAAUCUGGGCUGUGUAACAAGACCCUUUAUCAAAGUGGGUGGAGGGAAGAGAAGGAAAUAAAUGAUUAUGAAUUGCCUAA
Molecule: messenger RNA, 3244 nt
Organism: Peromyscus californicus insignis
Lineage: Eukaryota; Metazoa; Chordata; Mammalia; Rodentia; Cricetidae
Gene: Slc12a8
Product: solute carrier family 12 member 8
Exons: 14
Coding region: 148-2268 (706 amino acids)
Biological process (GO): chloride transmembrane transport; cell volume homeostasis; potassium ion import across plasma membrane
Cellular component (GO): membrane
Molecular function (GO): potassium:chloride symporter activity
Source: RefSeq, a predicted model, not a curated record